Medicago truncatula (barrel medic) is the source of this 1804-nucleotide messenger RNA. RefSeq names its product protein CDC73 homolog. Gene Ontology annotation, biological process: transcription elongation by RNA polymerase II; positive regulation of transcription elongation by RNA polymerase II. NCBI's taxonomy places the organism in Eukaryota, Viridiplantae, Streptophyta, Magnoliopsida, Fabales, Fabaceae. The record is from RefSeq and is a predicted model, not a curated record. Gene Ontology annotation, cellular component: Cdc73/Paf1 complex. The coding region runs from base 104 to 1300 and encodes 398 amino acids. Gene Ontology annotation, molecular function: RNA polymerase II complex binding. The transcript has 3 exons.
UUACUACUAGUUGGGUGAGUAAGUAAGCUGAGGUAACAUACUAACAAAAGAAUUAAAAAAAGCAGUCGUGGGUGGUGGUGGUGGUGGCGCACGGCAGCACAAGAUGAAUCCGAUGAGAAUGAGAAUGGAUCCCUUAACCCUCCUCCGUGAUUUCACCAUUAGAGGCGACUUAGACAAAAUCGUUCGUCUCAACGGCAACUUCCGUUUCGGCGAAGAUUACACCUUCCCCUGUUCUCUCGAAACCGCUUAUCGUUCCACAAAGGGAAACCGCUACACUCUUGAAACCCUAGUUCACUACAUCAAAAAUCAUCACCUCAAACACACCGAGUAUUUUCAAAAUACUUUAGCUCUUGGAAUUCCCUCUGUUACCCUCCCCGAUCGUAAACCAAUUCUUAAUUAUCUUCAAGGUAUUCUCUCCACCACCGAUUCAAUUGAAUAUCUCCCCGAACAGCCUUCGAUCCCCGAUGAACCUUCUUCUCAUCAACAACACUCUCAAUUUCCUAAUUCAGAUGAAAUCAUCACUGAAUUAGAAUCACCACCGUUGGAUUUCAUAUCAAUGAUUAGAACAGCUGAGAAGCCACUCAAGGAUCGUGAAUCUUUACUCGAGUGUAAGAAUCGUGAUUUUUACAGCGUGUUAGUUGCUGCUACUAAACGAGAAGAGGAGCGUCAGAGGGCGGAGUCUCAUCAAAGGAAAGACGGUUUAGUUGCUAAGAGUAGGUUGUUGGGAAGUGCUGAUGAUUUUGGUGGUGAUGAAAUGGGAUAUGAUCAUCAAACACCGAAACCUAAAAUGCAUCUUAAAAUCGGGGAAGGUGUUCCAAUUAUUUUGGUUCCGAGUGCUUUUCAGACACUUAUUACUAUCUAUAAUGUUAAGGAUUUUUUGGAAGAUGGGGUUUAUGUACCUACUGAUGUUAAGGUUAAAGCGAUGAAAGGUGCUAAGCCGGAUUGUGUUACUGUUCAGAAGAAGCUUAGUAGGGAUAGAGCUGUUACUGCUUAUGAAGUUAGGGAUAAGCCUUCUGCACUUAAACCCGAGGAUUGGGAUCGUGUUGUCGCGGUUUUUGUCUUGGGAAAGGAUUGGCAGUUCAAGGAUUGGCCUUUUAAGGAUCAUGUCGAGAUUUUCAAUAAAAUUACUGGAUUUUUUAUGCGGUUUGAAGAUGAUAGUAUAGAGUCAGCAAAGACUGUCAAGCAGUGGAAUGUGAAGAUUAUCUCGAUUAGCAAGAACAAGCGGCAUCAAGACAGGGCUGCGGCAUUGGAGGUGUGGGACAGACUGGAAGAAUUUGUGCGCUCGCGAUCACAUUCUUGAUUUGUACCACCAUACUUUUAGCGAUCACUGUACGUACUUUUGAUUUUGAGCUCCUUGCAUCCAAAUAUUGCAAUAUUUGGUGUCUUGUAAUGUUUUAUUGGAUGAUAUGAGAUAAGUAGUUCCAACUUUUAACAAUGUAGUAUUUUGUAAAAUUAGGGCUGUCCUGUCACUAAUAUCCUUUUUGUGUGCGAAAGAUUGAUAUGCUAUUUCACCAUGCAAGGGAUGGAAGUUUUUCAAUCAUAACAAAUUCUUGAGUUGUUCAGUGUCUCUAAGUUUAUACUGCCAAAGUUCUUGUCCAUAUAAGAUUAGUUUUCAUGCACAUUUGGAACAUUUGGCUUUACUUGAACUUUUGUUUUUUAUCAGUAAUUGAAGGAUGUAGAGACUGUUGAAUGAGAGCUUUAGAAUAUUGUUUGGAGUAUUUAUUUUGUUAUUAGUGUCUCUGUAACUUACACGACGGACAUUUAGUCCUUUCCCGUCAUAAUCAGAUGUGGUUUGAGAGAUAUC